UUCGCUUCCUCCCCUUGCAAAAAAGAAAGCAUUCCCCCCCUCCCGGGAUGACCCUGACCCCCUCCCCUUGCUAUGGGUCCCCCCUCCCGUGCAUCAGCUGGGCGCUUGCAAACUAGGGGAAAUGUCCCGGGACCGCUCCAGGCUUCGCCGUGAUAUCUCUAAUAUGAGCGCCUCAAGAUUUUAGCCUGAGCGGAUUUCGUGUAGCCAACUUCUGAAACUUUGGUGGCUACCGUAAUGCACGUAAGACGCUAAUAUGCAAUGGGGGUAGCGGUCUGGUCUACUCCGGGACCUUCGGCGGAAUCCCCCGGGUUCCCUCCAAGGAAGCCUAUCGUGCAGCCAUGGUGCUCUCUGGUGUCGGGGAUGCUCUCGGUUAUCGCAAUCAGCGCUGGGAAUACUGUACCUCGGGGCCUCAGAUCCACCAGGAGCUCCAGGAAAUGGGCGGCCUUGCCCAGGUUUGUGUGGCCCUCCCUGACUGGCCCGUCAGUGAUGAUACUGUGCUGCAUCUUGCAACAGCUGAGGCCCUGGCCACUGGGAAAAAUGGAGAACCUCUGUUCCAGGAACUGGCCAACCGCUAUGUUGAAGCCAUGAAGGAUAUGGAAGGGAGGAAACCAGGACCCACAAGCAUUCUGGGAACAUCUCAGUUGCGUCCAGGGGAGCCAGGUGGAUAUCGCAUUCCCUUCAACCCUGGUGCAACAGGCUGUGGAGCUGCCAUGAGAUCCAUGUGCAUUGGGCUCAGGUAUCCACAUCCUUCUGAUCUAACCGCUUUGGUCCAAGUCAGUGUAGAAAGUGGAAGAAUGACACAUCACCAUCCCACAGGUUAUCUGGGGGCACUGGCCUCUGCCCUCUUCACUGCCUAUGCUGUACGGGGCCUUCCUCUUGAACGCUGGGGGUCAGAGUUGCUCAAAACUUUUCCCCUUGCCUUGGAAUAUAUCCAAAAUGCUGCUGCUGAGAGUGAAUUGAAUGUAGGGUCUUGGACAUAUUUUCAGGAAAAAUGGGAGUGGUACCUCUCGGAGCGGGGUCUUAGCAGUGGCCAGGGGCCUCCCCGCUUUCCUGCCACCUAUGGUCCUGCUGAGCGAGAUGUCAUCUAUAAAACUUUCAGCUUGGACGGAUGGGCUGGGCGGAGCGGUCACGAUGCCCCCAUGAUUGCCUACGAUGCGCUCCUGAGCGCCAGGGACAGCUGGGAGGAGCUGUGCAGCCGUUCCAUGUUCCACGGGGGGGACAGUGAUUCUACAGGGGUGAUUGCGGCCUGCUGCUGGGGACUCACUCAUGGAUUCAAGGGGGUCCCGGAGGGAAAUCACCGGGGGCUUGAAUACCGAGACAGGAUGGUGGCUGCGGCUGAUCGUCUCUAUGACCUCGCUUGGGGACAGAAACCUGUCUGAGAGCCAAUUGGCCAUGGUGGCAGGGGCUGAUGGGAAUUGUAGUCCGUCAACAUCUGGAGAGCCGCAGGUUGCAGACCCCUGAAAGCAUCUCCAACUCCUAGUGGAAGAUUUGCAAAAGGCUGGAAUCUGCUCUUUGUGGAAUAAACUGGAGCCGUGUUUACA
Molecule: messenger RNA, 1541 nt
Organism: Sphaerodactylus townsendi
Lineage: Eukaryota; Metazoa; Chordata; Lepidosauria; Squamata; Sphaerodactylidae
Product: ADP-ribosylhydrolase ARH1-like
Exons: 8
Coding region: 339-1379 (346 amino acids)
Biological process (GO): protein de-ADP-ribosylation
Molecular function (GO): ADP-ribosylarginine-[protein] hydrolase activity; magnesium ion binding
Source: RefSeq, a predicted model, not a curated record